CAGUGGUCUGACCGGGUAGGUCGGGUGAGCUCAGCAAGGCGAGUAAAUUUUCAGACAAAAAGUGAGGUCACCCGAGUACGUACGUGUAAGUUUUCCGACUCAAAACAGCACAACUAUGAGCGAGCAAAAGAAAGAACAGCCUGACUUGAAACAGUUCUCACAGGAGGAGGUGGAGAAGCAUGUUACCGGCACUUCUUCAUGGCUCGUGAUUCACGACAAAGUCUACGAUGUGACCAAGUUCUUAGAGGAGCACCCAGGUGGAGAGGAGGUUUUAUUGGAACAGUCAGGUAAAGAUGGAACAGAAGCUUUUGAAGAUGUGGGUCACUCGGAGGAUGCCCGUGAUCUGAUGCAGAACUACCUGAUUGGCGAGCUUCGGGAUGAGGACAAAGCAGCAAACAAGUAUCCAGAAAAACGAGACAUGUGGAAGUCGUCCGGUAAUGGUGGCACUUCCUGGGGCAGUUACCUUCUCCCUGCUGUCAUCGCCAUUGUGGUGGCUAUAGCCUACCGUGUCUGGGCUGCCAGCUCCAGCUAAAACCCGCCACAUCAACACACCAUGUUGUUAGGUCCAAACAUCUCCAUCCUAUCCAUCUACUCCAUCACACAAGUGUCUGACUUCUCCCCAGACAGUUUGUAGUAUAAGCAUUGUAAAACUCCAACAGCACUGGCUAGCUAUUGCCUCUUCAUAAUUGAAAGAUCUUUGUGAUAGCAAAAUGUCCGUACACUAUCCUGGAACAAGUUUGCACCUUGUAGAAGGUAAAAUCUAUACCUACAUAAAAGUACCAGAUCACUGGCCAAUGUUGUUAUCUGAAAGUAGGUUCCCGGUGGCAUAAGGUAGUAUCAAAGUUGGCGGUCCUCCACUGGCCAGCUAUACUCCUUGGCCAGCUUUGAUACUAUCUAAUGCUCUUAUGCCACUGGGAAUCUACUUGGAGAUUACAAUGUUGUACCAUUUGUGUUACCUUUACACCUACAUUCAGGAACUAGGCUUUAAUAUUGAUCAUAGAUUUCCCCUUGCUGUGUGCACUGCAGUCAGCUUAUGAGGAAAGGAGAAAGGCAUUGUUCCCAAAAUUGUCUAAUUGUAUGUACCUUUUUCAUAGUGGCUUGAGGAAGAAAUUUGGAUGAGCCAGUUAAUUUGCUUGACUAGCAACUGACUGGAAUCUAAACUGUACCUUGUAUCAGAGGACCACUCCCAUAUUUUCCUCUGUGGUUGCCCCUGCCCUCCCAUCUCCUCCUAACUAAUUUAGUAUAUCAUGGUAUUCUUGGUACACUACAUCAUGCCUAGAUUCUGCAACAUUGUUGUCAUAUGCUCAUUGCAAAAAAGCAGUCCCAGCAUUUAGUGUUAACACUCUCAACCUUAGUAACUUUGCUUUUGUGAUUUAUUGAGCAAAAUGCAUUUAUGGUAUUGCUAUAAUCUACAAAAUUUAAUGAAAAAGUAGUAAUUACUGUAGGAUAAUUUAUUCACUUCAUAGCAUAAUGAACAUACUAUUACUACUUCUGAUGUUGAUAAUAAUUCUAGGGGUUACAUUUAUGAUUAAUACAUAGCAAAUCAUAUGAAUCAAGGCCUUUGUCCGAUUUAGAGAAUAUGGCCCUGCUAUAUCAUGAGAUUAUGCUUCUUUUAACAUUUGUCACAGUAUAAUGUUGGUUAAAAGAUGUAUUCAAAUGGUCUAAUGUCCCAAAUGACAUGCACUCUUCGUAGGUGUGAGACUAUUGACCCUUUGUAGAGUAUUUAAUAGGAUGAUGCAAAUGUUCUGGGUUUGGAUAAAUUGUAAUGAUGAUUGUGAGUAGUUAGUCUUCUGCUAUCUUUACUCACUCUGUUAACACCUUUGUUGUAAUAAAAUCUUAAGAGUGACAAACAGAACUGA
Messenger RNA from Branchiostoma floridae (Florida lancelet), 1859 nucleotides. RefSeq names its product cytochrome b5-like. The transcript is spliced from 6 exons. Gene Ontology annotation, molecular function: heme binding. The record is from RefSeq and is a predicted model, not a curated record. Bases 116 to 532 code for a protein of 138 amino acids. NCBI's taxonomy places the organism in Eukaryota, Metazoa, Chordata, Leptocardii, Amphioxiformes, Branchiostomatidae. Gene Ontology annotation, cellular component: intracellular membrane-bounded organelle; membrane.